AUGGGUGUGAACGGCCUCUGGACGGUCCUCCAACCCUGUGCGCGCCCGACCAAUCUUGCCACUCUAAAUCGAAAGCGUCUCGCUGUCGACGCCUCCAUUUGGAUAUACCAAUUUCUCAAGGCCGUGCGCGAUAAGGAGGGCAACGCUCUUCGCAAUUCACACGUCGUAGGCUUCUUCCGCCGCAUCUGUAAGCUCCUCUGGUUUGGUAUACGGCCCGUCUUCGUCUUCGACGGUGGAGCUCCCGCACUCAAGCGACAGACGAUCCAAGGGCGCAAACGCCGUCGCGAGGGACGCCGCGAUGACGCUGUUCGCACGGCGGGCAAGCUGCUCGCCGUGCAGAUGCAGCGAAUCGCUGAGGAACAGGACGAGAAGCGCAAGAGAGAGUUGGAGAGGGGCGUUGACGAGCGGGCUAGGCAGGCCGAGAUGGCCGAGGAGGAAGCUGUGCCGAAUGCGGAUCAGCUCGUCUACGUGGGUGAGGUUGGCAUGUCGCAGCAGGAGCGACAGCAAACGCGGACGUUUCGCAAGCAGGAUCAAUAUCAUCUCCCUAAGCUGGAUGGGGAUAUCUCUUCCAUGGCAAGGGCAGAUGAUCCCAGGAUCAUGAGUGUGGAGGAGCUGGAAGAAUACGCGAGACAGUUCAACAAUGGCGAGGACCUCAAUCUUUACGACUUCAGCAAGAUCGACUUUAACGGUGAAUUCUUCAAGAGCUUGCCGCCGCCGGAUCGAUACAAUAUUCUCAACGCCGCCCGUCUGAGAAGUCGGCUGCGAAUGGGUCUGAGCAAGGAACAACUCGAGGAAAUGUUCCCCAAUCGAAUGGAUUUCUCCCGCUUUCAGAUUGAGAGGGUCAAGGAGAGAAAUAAUUUGACACAGUUGCUGAUGAAGGAAGUCGGCAUGACCGGCCUUGAUCUGACUAUCAAUGGAGGCGGUCGUAUCGCGGGUGAGAGAGACCGCGAGUACAUUCUCGUGAAGAACGAUGGAGUCGAAGGCGGCUGGGCGCUUGGUGUCGUCAGCAAAGAGAAGGACAUUGGCGAAGCUCACAAACCAAUCGAUAUUGACGCUCUGGAGUUCAAAUACCAGCAAAAAGACGAAGAACCGGAGAUGGAAGAGGAGGAGGAGUUCGAAGACGUUCCUGUGCAGGGCCUUAAUAGACUGCCAAAGUUAUCCCAUGGAACUGAGGGUCAAACCAUGGAUGAGGAUGAUUCUCUCUUUGUUGGUGGUGACAAGGCACUGAAGCUGUCAACAAAACCCCAGGAGCAAAAUUCGGAGGAUCUUCACCCCGAAGAAGAGGACGACAUCAACCAGGCGAUCGCUCUGUCGCUCCAGAGUCAACAUGUCGCAAACUCUGACACUCCCGAAGUUGAGGACGUUUUCGAGGACGUGGAGCUGGUUGUUCCCCAGUGGGAACAGAAGGCAGUCCCCCAGAACAAGCCGAUCGCCAGCUCGAGCGGCCGCAUGGUUGCCCACAUCGUCAAUAACAGAGCCAGUGCUGCCGUGCCUAAACGUCGGCAAAGCAACGCCAGCAGUAGCGACAGCGAUAAUGAUCUACAAGCUGCCCUGGCAGCUUCGCGCAAGAACAGGAAGGCUCAGCCAAAGGCGGUGCCUGGCAACAUCAAGAACCCAUUUGGCGGACCCUUACCAUUUCCAAAGCUUGAUAUUGGAACGGCCUUCGAGUCGGACGUUCGGGGCGGUGAUGAACCCUUGAUGGGUGAUCUAGACGACAUGGCCGGUGGGUUUCGGAGCCAGAAGCCUGAUCCAAACGCACCUAAGCCCCUGCCUCCGUGGAUGACGGACAACACCGACAUUCGUGACACUAUGUUGAAGGCCAAAGAAGUUGAGCAAGAAAUCAAUGCAGAGGACAGGGAGGCCGCAGCGGAAGAAGAGAUGAUGUUCCAGCGCAAACGCCAAAACGAGACGAUCGAGAUUGCCUCUUCUGACGAUGGGAGCGACGUAGAGGUCUUGGAGGUUGCUCCCGCACCCAAGAAAAUGGCUUCCCCAGCCGAGAUAUCUUCUACACCAAGUUCAUUGGCGCAAGAAAGCUCCGAGAAGGCCGAAGUCACUGAGACUCAAACAGUACCUGGAGGUAAUUCGAGCGGCGCUCCUUCAGCUGACGAAGCCAAUGAACCGGUUCCUACGAUCACUCUUGGUGGAGUCGCUAUUUCUAGCAAGUCCUCUGUUUCGCCUGAACCUGAAUUCGAGGACAUUGAAAUUCCGGAGCAGGAGGAUGAACAUGAUGUUACCGUCAGGGAGCUUUCAAACACCCCCGAGUCUGUUGUGCCCGUCGCAGACAUCUCAACGGCUGACAAGGAACCUGACACAACUGGUGUUGCCCAUCAGGCUGAUUUCGAAGAAGCACUUGCGCAGACCGCACAACCUGCGGAUGAGAAUGCCGAAGACAAUUACAAUCCGUUCGGAGAUAGCGAUGUCGAUGAAUACAGCGACCCUGAGGACGAAGAGCUCUUCGCUAGUCUCGCCCAAGAGGCAGAUGAGCACGCUCGGUUCGCCAGCGAACUCAACCACAAAUCAGAGCAAGAAAACCGCGAGGCUUACGAGAGGGAGCUGAAGGCGCUACGGACGCAGCAGAAGAAAGAUCGGCGAGAUGCCGACGAAGUGACGCAAGUCAUGGUGGGCGAAUGCCAGGCCCUGCUCCGGCUCUUCGGCAUCCCCUACAUCACGGCGCCGAUGGAAGCUGAAGCUCAGUGUGCUGAGCUUGUACGUCUUGGGCUGGUGGACGGUAUCGUGACAGACGAUUCCGACACAUUCCUUUUUGGAGGCACGCGCGUUUACAAGAACAUGUUCAACAGCAACAAACUUGUUGAGUGCUACCUAUCGUCGGAUCUUGACAAGGAACUUUCGCUGUCACGCGAGCAGCUAGUGUCAAUUGCCCUGCUUCUUGGGUCUGAUUAUACGGAUGGCUUACCAGGCGUGGGCCCUGUCACGGCAGUUGAGAUUCUCUCCGAGUUUCCAGAGUCGGAGGGCGGCCUGGCCGCCUUUUGUCACUGGUGGGCGGAUGUGCAGGGACAGCGCCGACCAAAGGAAGACGAUGCGCCGAACGCAUUCCGGCGCAAGUUCCGCAAGAGCCAGGUGGCCAAGCUAUUCUUGCCCGUGGGAUUCCCCAACCCAGCGGUAAGGGAAGCCUACAUGAAGCCUGAAGUAGAUGACAGCCCCGAAACAUUCCAGUGGGGUGUACCAAACUUGGAAGGUCUGCGGCAGUACCUCAUGGCCACAAUCGGCUGGAGCGAAGAGCGUACGGACGAGGUGCUGGUGCCUGUCAUACGUGACAUGAACCGGAGGGACGUGGAGGGCACUCAGAGCAACAUCACACGCUAUUUUGAAGGUGGCGUCGGGACUGGUGCCAAAGAGUCGUUCGCGCCACGACAAAAACAAAAGGCAAGUAAGCGCAUGGCCGAAGCGGUCAACAAACUGAGAAACACUGGCGCAAGUGUCUCAGAAUCAUCACCAACUACGGAUACCCCGACGGCAUCGAGUGGGAGCAAACGGAAGCGAACGGCUCGGGCAGCGACACGGACCUCGUUGGUAGAUGAGGAACCGGGGACAGGCGAGGAUGAUGACGAGGCAGAGGCCGCGGUGCCGCGGACGAGGGGUCGCGGCAAGAGGACGAAGGCGGAUCGCUGA
Verticillium alfalfae VaMs.102 is the source of this 3630-nucleotide messenger RNA. Its product is annotated as DNA-repair protein rad13. Gene Ontology annotation, molecular function: single-stranded DNA binding; DNA endonuclease activity. Lineage: Eukaryota; Fungi; Ascomycota; Sordariomycetes; Glomerellales; Plectosphaerellaceae. The record is from RefSeq and is a predicted model, not a curated record. The coding region runs from base 1 to 3630 and encodes 1209 amino acids. The transcript is spliced from 2 exons. Gene Ontology annotation, biological process: nucleotide-excision repair. Gene Ontology annotation, cellular component: nucleus.